Messenger RNA from Lolium rigidum, 2424 nucleotides. RefSeq names its product primary amine oxidase-like. The record is from RefSeq and is a predicted model, not a curated record. Gene Ontology annotation, biological process: amine metabolic process. NCBI's taxonomy places the organism in Eukaryota, Viridiplantae, Streptophyta, Magnoliopsida, Poales, Poaceae. Gene Ontology annotation, molecular function: primary methylamine oxidase activity; copper ion binding; quinone binding. The transcript has 4 exons. Bases 9 to 2141 code for a protein of 710 amino acids.
AAUUCGACAUGAGCUCGCUACGAGGCAGCUGUGUUGGUGUCUGCCGCUCCUCCCUCGCAAUGUUUCCUCUCAUCUUGCUCGCGCUCUCCAUCCUGACUACAGCAGCAUCCUCCCAUCCACACCCACUCGACCCCCUCUCUCCCGCGGAGCUCACCGCCGUUCGCGCGGCCGUGCUCGCCUCACCGCUCAUCAGCGACCGCCCGCUCACCUUCCACUAUGUCGGCCUGGACGAACCUGACAAAACGGACGUCCUAUCCUACGCCGAGGCACGCUCCUCCUCUUCCCGCGCCGCCCUACCGCGCCACGUGUUCGUCAUCACCCGCGCCGGUGGCCAGUCCCACGAGCUCCACGUCGACAUCACCAACGCCACAGCGCCCACCGUCCUCUCGCACGCCAUCCACCACGGUGCGGGGUUCCCGACGCUCACCCUGGAUGAGCAGUUCGAGGCGGCAACGCUACCGCCAAGGCACGCGCCGUUCGUGGAGUCCGUGCGCCGGCGCGGCCUGGACCUGGACGAUGUCCUCUGCGCUGUGUUCCCUGUCGGGUGGUUCGGCGAUGCCGCCAACACGGAUUCGCAGAAGAAGGGGCAGCAGCGGAGAGUGGUAAAGGUCCUGUGCUUCAUGGCCGGCGAGACACCCAACUUCUACGCGCGGCCGAUCGAGGGCGUGACGCUCGUGGUGGACCUCGACCGGAUGGCCAUCGUCGACUACAAGGACAGGGUGGUGUACCCGGUGCCAAAGGCCGAGGGGACGGACUACCGAGCAGGCAAGGCCGGGGCGUCGUAUACCGGACACGCAACGGUGCCCGACGUGGUGGUACAGCCGGAGGGCAAGGGCUUCCACAUUGACGGCCACUUCGUCAGGUGGGCCAACUGGGAGUUCCACGUGGGCUUUGACAUGCGCGCCGGCAUGGUCAUCUCACUGGCCUCAAUCCACGACGCCGAGACCGGCGCGCGGCGGAGGGUGCUCUACCGCGGGUUCCUGUCGGAGAUCUUCGUGCCGUACAUGGACCCGACAGAGGAGUGGUACUACCGCACAUUCGUGGACGAAGGUGAGUACGGCCUCGGGCUCUGGGCCUUCCCACUCCAGCCGGGCGUCGACUGCCCGGCCAACGCCGCCUACCUCGAUGGCUACUACGCCGGCCAGGACGGCAAGCCCGUCGAGAACAAGAACAUGAUCUGCGUCUUCGAGCGGUACGCCGGCGACGUCGCGUGGCGCCACACCGAGGCUAGCUUUCCCGACAAACUGAUCACAGAGGUCCGUCCUGAGGUGAGCUUGGUGGCGAGGAUGGUAGUCUCAUGCGGGAACUACGACUAUAUAUUGGACUGGGAGUUCAAGACAAGCGGCUCUAUCAAAGUCACGGUAUCUCUUACAGGUCUUCUAGAGAUGAAGGGGACGGACUACACGCACGCGGAUCAGAUCAGGCAGGACGCGCACGGCACGCUGCUCGCGGAGAACACCCUCGGCCUCUACCACGACCACUACAUCACCUACCACGUCGACCUCGACGUCGACGGCACCAACAACUCUUUCGUCAAGAACGUUAUCACCACCAGGCGCAACACUAACAACCCCGGAUCCGGGGGUGCCGACACCCCGAGGAGGAGCUACUGGACGGUGAGCCGGGAGGUGGCCGAGACCGAGGCGGAUGCGCGGGUGGACGUGAACGCGGUGCCGGCGGACCUGCUGAUCGUCAACCCGAACAAGAAAACCAGGAUGGGCAACGAGGUCGGGUACCGCGUCGUCCCGGGCGCCCUAACGGCGGCGUCUGUUCUAGACGACGACGACUACCCGCAGAUAGUCGCGAGCUACAGCAAGAAGCAGGUGUGGGUGACGCCGUACAGGAGGGACGAGAAGUGGGCGCCCGGGCUGUACGCCGACCAGGGCACCGGCAACGACGGCCUGGCCGCCUGGAGCGGGAGGAACAGAGGGAUACGGAACGAGGACAUCGUGUUGUGGUACACGGUGGGCCUCCACCACAUACCGUGCCAGGAGGAUUUCCCGGUGAUGCCAACGGUGAGUGGCGGCUUCGAGCUCCGGCCGGCCAACUUUUUCGAGCGUAACUCGUUGCUCAAAACGAGACCCCCGAGGUUUGACCAGCCGCCUUUCCUCAACUGCUCGUGCGGCAGCCAUUCUGGAUGAUGCACGCGUGGGCGGUGCAACCCAGAUUGAUACCGUACAACAACGUGAUUUCCACAAGACUCACGUCACAAAAGUGAGUUGACUUAGAAACAUAAGGCAUUAUGGUGUUGAUUUGAGGCCUGCAACACAGUGGAAUAUAUAAUCAUGUGUCCGGCAACAUGGCUAGAAGAGUGGUGCACACACGUGCUCCCUCCAUCCACGAAUAAGUUUUCAUCCAUGAAUAAGUGUAUCUUUCUUUUUUUGAAAGUCAAACAUGAAAUAUAUGAGACAUUAAAUUACUCUA